GUGAUGUGCAAAAUCUACCUUCUGACAAUUGUUUUCUUCUGGUGUUUUGCAGAAGAUACAGCAGCCGAAACAAAUAAAAACAACCUGAUCUUGAAGCAAGCUGGAGAUAACGUCACCCUGACUUGUAAAUACCAACCUAGAUCUAAUCCAAAUGACUACUUGGACAUCGAGUGGACGGUCAGAAGUAAAAUCUUUAAUGAAUCAGAUAAAAUGAUAAUAACACUUUCUGGAGGAAGAGUUUAUGUUUAUGGUCUGCAUGAGAAAAUGACUUUUGCCUCCGGAAAUGGGAGCCAUGGAGAUGCUUCUCUGUUUAUCAAGUCACUGGCUGCUGCUGACAGUGGAAUCUAUGACUGCAAAGUGAAGAUACAGGGCAUAAUUCAUCAAGAGGCUUGGAAUUUAACUGUCCAAGGUAAAGAACAAAGAAUGGAGGAUCAGGAUGUCACAACAGCUGCAAAGAACAAUACAAUGGCUCCGACAAACAGCACGAUGAGCCCAGAUGUUGCGGAGAUCACAAAGGAGCAUCCAGGGCUAGGGCUAGAGGAUGGGUGUGAGUGA
Molecule: messenger RNA, 555 nt
Organism: Pristis pectinata (smalltooth sawfish)
Lineage: Eukaryota; Metazoa; Chordata; Chondrichthyes; Rhinopristiformes; Pristidae
Product: coxsackievirus and adenovirus receptor homolog
Exons: 5
Coding region: 4-555 (183 amino acids)
Source: RefSeq, a predicted model, not a curated record